Molecule: messenger RNA, 837 nt
Organism: Cylindrotheca closterium
Lineage: Eukaryota; Bacillariophyta; Bacillariophyceae; Bacillariales; Bacillariaceae
Source: the annotation of a GenBank genome assembly
AUGUUUCUGGGCCCGUUCCUUACACUCGCAAGCUUCUUGGCAGGAAAUUCACAUACAUACCUUGCUGGUGAUGCUACGAGGUCUCCAUCCUCAUCAUCGUCACUCCUGAAAAAUGCCAAAACGUACGAGAUCUGUAUUUCUCCCGGUUGUGUCGCCGAUGGUGCCGACCAGCUGCUUUCUAAAAUGCAAGCCCUUGCACCCUCUCAUGUAUCGGUAAAGCCGGGUGAUUGCUGCUCACUGUGCGGAAAUGGGCCCAUUGUCUUGGACGGAAACAACAAGAAACAUCGCAAAGUCAACGACGUCAAACUGAUCGAGUUGCUCUUUGGAGAAGAAGGAAUGAAUUCACAACAACAAGCAAUAUUGGAUGCCUUCAACUUGGUGGUGGAAGCAGAAGGUUUUCUCGAGAAAAAGAAUUAUGAAAAAGCUGUCGAAUUGUAUGGAAAAGGAAUUGAAUUGGGAAAUGAACCUGCGACUGCGACUGCUAUCUAUCCACCAAAUGACGGCGACGACGACAAGGAACCGAUACCAGCGGCACUUCAGUGGUUAGUCAAUGCCCGACAACAAGAAGCUGUCGCAAAAUUGAGUAUGAAGGACCUGGACGGGGCUGUCCUCUCGGCACAAUCUGCAUGUGAAUUAUCAGGCAAUUCUUCCUUGGAAGCCUUGGAAGUGUUGCAAGAGGCUCAAGCCGCUCUAGGUGAUCCACAGGGAGAACUAGAGACCCUUCAGAUUUAUUUUGCUCUUCCUGAGCCUAUCAAAAUGACCACCAUGCAAUCCAACAAGAGACGGAACCUUGGUUUUCGGUUGCAAAAGUUGGAACGCGAGCAGCAGGGCAAAUGA